AUGUCCGCUCCAUCCACAGCCGUCGCUUCUUCCAAUGCAGAUAAACAGUUUGUUCAAACAUUUGUUCAGCUAAUGGGGUUGUCUGAGAAUUCCUCCCCCAGUCAAUUCUACUCUACUCAUGAUUAUGACAAGUUACAAUCAUUGGGACCAAGCUUGCCAAAGUUUUCCUACAAGUUCCCCACAUCACUUGGUAACAAAGUGGAAGGAGAGAGUAGCCAGGUUAAAUUGAAGUUCAAGUCGAUUAAGCCGCCUUUUAAGAUCUCGUACGAACUCGAUGCAUCACCCGGCUCAACGAUUUAUAAAAUCAAAUCAAGGUUGAUUGAAGGAUUAGACGUGUUGAAGUCAGCUGAUGUAUCUCCGAAAGAUGUGAAAUUGAUGUUGAAGUCAAAGGUUGUUCAAGAUACGUCUACUUUGUCUACAUUGCUUGGAGAAAACACAGAAUUGUCCUUCAAUUGUAUCAUUACGCCACCGGCACCUAAACAAGUAAAUACAACGACGUCUAACAUAGAGAAUGAUGAACCAGGUGUUGAAGUUCCGACAACGCUUAGUGCUGCAGCUUUGGAGAAAAUUCAUCAAAUCAUAAAACUGGAGAUAACCGACUCUGCUAAAGCAGACCAAAUUCUCCUAAAAUUCAAGGAUAGUAUAUAG
Messenger RNA from Lodderomyces margitis, 648 nucleotides. RefSeq lists its product as uncharacterized. NCBI's taxonomy places the organism in Eukaryota, Fungi, Ascomycota, Pichiomycetes, Serinales, Debaryomycetaceae. The transcript has a single exon. Gene Ontology annotation, molecular function: protein binding. The record is from RefSeq and is a predicted model, not a curated record. The coding region runs from base 1 to 648 and encodes 215 amino acids.